GUGGGGAAUGGGUCAAUCCUAAACCAAGGUCUUCCACUAAAAAGGAGAGUUUUAUGAGGAAAUAGUGAAGAAAUGAAGGGAAGCUGGUGCCAAGGGAGCCCAUUGGAAGGAGCCCAAGGAUAUUGUGAGCAGCCUGUCUGCUGCCGGGUGGCCUGAGACUGCACAGCUCUACGGUGAAGGCUGGAAGGUGCAAGCCAGGAAGUGUCCAGCAGGAUAAAAACAGACACACGGAGUAUUCCUGCUGCUUUCAGCAGCACGUAGGCUUGGCAAAACCCACAGCAAAAUGGUUAUCCAGAAGCCCAUCUGGAAUCACCAAACAGGUUGUUGUACCACACCAGAAAAUUUCAGCUUGGGAUGAAAAUGUAGUACGUAACGGGAUAGUGCUGAUGGCGUGAAGAACACACCAAGCAUUACUACCUGCACAAGCAGUGAAAAUCUAACAAAGCAGCUCUCUUGUUCUCAACCAGCCAGCAAAGCAGCAGGGAUGGGCACAGCUUCUACAGUCAAGCAAAAAUUUGUCCUGUCAGUGUAGUAAGUGAUUAGGAAGUUACCAGGGCCCCGAAGACACGAACCGUGUCCUCCAGAAGCCGAUUAAGACAAGGCUGGGUUAAUGAAAUUCAGCUAUGUGGAGGCCAUGUCGGACUACAGCUCCCGGCAUGCACCGCGGCCGGACUACAGCUCCCGGCGUGCGCCGCGGCCGGACUACAGCUCCCGGCAUGCGCCGCGGCCGCACCACAGCGCCCAGCGUGUCCCGCGCGUGCAAGAUGGCGGCGCCCAGGGGCGGCUCGGACUCGGACAGCGGCGGCGAAGCGGCCGCGCGGUUCCGGGAGGCCGCCUGGGACUGCACCGCGCAGGCCGCGGCGGCGGCGCGGGCGGAGCCGCGCGGCGGGGGCUUUAGAAAGGAUCGGUUGCCGCCUAAAGAUCAGCCAAGCCUGAGGCGUGAGACAAUCGGCCGCGAGGAGGGCGACAAUGAGCUCCAGACCACGCCAGAGUUCAGAGCACACGUUGCAAAGAAGCUGGGAGCCAUGCUGGACAGUUUCAUCACUGUCCUGAAGGACUCAUCAGGACCAUCGCAGACCUUGGGGGCACAGCCUGACUCUGAAGAUGAUGAAGAUGAUGGUUUUCGCCUCUUUUCCUCCUCUGUCCCUGGAGACUGUGGGAAGCCAGAGCCUUGCCCUGCAGCGAGGAGGAGGCCGGUUAGCUCCAGUGACACAGACAGUGACCAAGAGUGGCAAAGGUGCCAGGAGGCUGCCAUGUCAGCUGCGGAUAUUCUGAAGCAAAGUGCUUUUCCUGCAUUGUCCCAGGGUUCCAGCCAGGAUCAGACUCAGGGUUAUGGAGAGCCCAAGCAGAAAAAAAAGAAGAAGAAGAAGAAAAUUAGGAGUGAGAACAAUAUUCAGGAGAAAAUAAUAGACUCAGCAGAGUGUGACCAGAUCUGCAAAGAUUUGCCUCGGCUGGUGUCUGCAAAUGGCCAGCAGGAGAGACAGAACAGCAAUCACAGAGAGAACUCUGUGCUGCCAGGAGCUGUGAAGAAGAAAAAGAAGAAGAAAAAAGAAUGAUGAUUUUGCUCUGCAAACGGCAGGUGGUUGUGAUGGAUGAAGGAAACUGAAAGAAAACCUAACAACAAGAUUUGCUGCAGAUGAGGGAAAAUUAAUUGGCAAAGCCUCUGUUCAAAAAGCUCAGUGGCCUGAGAGACUAAUUAAGUGACUUCCUGUGCUGCUGGCGUCCCUGAGGAAGGGAACAUUGUUCUCCUCACACAGCAGUUGUCUGUGCUGCUGCUUGUGCAGGCCAGUCUGAAAGGAUUAAAUACCGUGCCAGCCUUGCAUGGCAGAGGGAUGUGAUUAUAGCUGCAUUCCUCCUGGUCUGUUCCUUCACAUCGUGAAACCUUUCUGGAGAAAGUACAUGAUGAAUUGAAUUUGGUUUACAUGGCAACAGGUGAUCAGCUGCUUUUUCUCUUUGUCUUUUUGUAGACUACUGAGAACAGCUCCAACCUGUGGGAGACUCAUUUAUCAAAAGCAUCCUGUCAGAAAUCAGGGCCCCUUGUUUUCUCCCUGCGAUCAUCAUCACAAUCUGUUGUUGAAACCUGCUGUGUUCCUAAUCCCUCUGCAAUCUGCACCUCUCCAGGGCCUCUGCACAUAAACAGUGUGUGGUGGGCUGAUUUCAGGGUUGGUGUAAAUGCAUCCUGCUCUUCCAGUUGUGUCCACUGAAUUUUUUUUCAUGUAUAGGGGUUUUUUUUAAUGGCGUCUGUUGUUAUUAAAUUUUACUACACUCUUGGACCUA
Messenger RNA from Prinia subflava (tawny-flanked prinia), 2277 nucleotides. It is a transcript of the gene C19H12orf43, whose product is annotated as chromosome 19 C12orf43 homolog. The record is from RefSeq and is a predicted model, not a curated record. Lineage: Eukaryota; Metazoa; Chordata; Aves; Passeriformes; Cisticolidae. Bases 624 to 1556 code for a protein of 310 amino acids. Gene Ontology annotation, biological process: Spemann organizer formation; Wnt signaling pathway; negative regulation of Wnt signaling pathway. The transcript is spliced from 6 exons.